Molecule: messenger RNA, 182 nt
Organism: Candidula unifasciata
Lineage: Eukaryota; Metazoa; Mollusca; Gastropoda; Stylommatophora; Geomitridae
Source: the annotation of a GenBank genome assembly
UUAGCGCCGAAAGUGCGGCAACCCAGCUCAGCGUACCAGUGAUUGUUGGAACCUGCCUUAGCGUUGCUUUCAUGUUAUUUCUGCUUUGCUUUCUGUGCACGAGAAAAAGGAUAGAGCCACGAAAAGAAAUAGUACACGAACACUCUGUCUCGUCAACACAACUAUCGGACAGUACCUAUCAG